This is a messenger RNA of Adineta steineri, 762 nucleotides long. The record is from the annotation of a GenBank genome assembly. NCBI's taxonomy places the organism in Eukaryota, Metazoa, Rotifera, Eurotatoria, Adinetida, Adinetidae.
AUGCUUGUUGCCAAUUCAUAUUUAACUGGAUUUGUAUUAGGAAUCGAGACACUUUCGAUGGGUGUAUUUACAUUACAAAAUGAUCUUAAACAAAUUGAAUAUCAAGAUUCAUUAUGUAUUAUUCGAGGAUAUUUAAGUUAUAGUUUAUGUGCUGUAGAAAAUUAUUCUUUUUUAGCAGAAGCAUUAUAUCGUUACAUGAUGGUGGUUUAUCCGAAUUAUUUAUUUUGGCAAUCAGCACGAAUACAAUUACUAUUUCUUUGUUCAACUUGGAUAUUUGCUUUAAUAUUUCCUAUUCCAUUUAUAUUUACUGGUGGAAUAAUCUAUAAUGUUGAUAAUCAAAUAUGUCAAUUACCAUUUCAAUUAUCUAUUUCUUUAGUUUUUGCAGCAACUUCUGUUUUUGCAUUACCUAUGUCAAUGACAAUAUUUAUUUAUCUAAGAUUAGUUCAAUAUGUGAAAGAAAUGAGUCGACGUGUAGUGCUCACAAAUAGUUUAUCUCGAGCAAAACGAGAAUUAAAAAUGGUUCGUCGUUUAGUUAUACUUGUCAUUAUUAUAUUUGCUGUCGCUUCUCCUUACGCAUUAUUUGUUCUCAUAUCAUUUUUUACUGCUCCACCUAAAUAUCAUUUUCGUAUUGGUUAUAUAUUUAUUAAUCUAUCAGUAGCAUCUGUAAUGAUGGCAUUACUUCAGUUUACUGAUCCACUUAAAGCAUCUAUAAAGAAAAUUAUAUAUGGUCGAUUAAAUACCGUUACACCAACAAUGACAUAA